Messenger RNA from Branchiostoma belcheri (Belcher's lancelet), 1903 nucleotides. RefSeq names its product phospholipid phosphatase 6-like. The record is from RefSeq and is a predicted model, not a curated record. Gene Ontology annotation, molecular function: sphingosine-1-phosphate phosphatase activity. The transcript has 4 exons. The coding region runs from base 253 to 1371 and encodes 372 amino acids. NCBI's taxonomy places the organism in Eukaryota, Metazoa, Chordata, Leptocardii, Amphioxiformes, Branchiostomatidae.
ACGUUGUGGGUAAUCAUAUGUGAGGGGGUUUCACCGAUCAGCUGGUUUUUGCCGCGAAAUUUGCACGUUUUCCGGUGAGAGAACGUCAACUUCCGGUAUUUUAAACCAUCCCACAAGACCUCGCGGUAUCGUGCGAUCCAACAUGGCCGCUACCGGCUAAAAAUAAUCUUUCCCUCGUGUCGUCAGUGUUUUAUUUCCAAAUUUAGCACCCUAGGAGCUUUUGUGGAGGUGGACGUGGACCUGACAAGAAAGAUGGCUCACCAGAGAAGUAAAAGAUCGAAAGGAGCGUUUUUCGAAGACGAUGAGGAAGACUUUAGGAGUGGGAGGGGCGAGAACGAAAUGAAUGAAAAUAUUGACAUGAGUAAGUUAUGGAGGAACCCUGACGCAGUGUUUCCCAAGCCCGGCCCUCCGCGCAGGCACAGUUUUGAGGAGGACGCCACGUUGCAUGGGGAGGGCGGGGACCGGUAUCGGCGCAGCAGUGGCCGGAGCGCCGAGGUGAGCGCGGCGGCAGAGGCCGCGGAGGCCAGGGCACAGGGCCGCGCUCCCCCUCGGAGGCCCAGCCGGUCAUCAGAAGACCCAGAAGACCAGGACAGACAGGCGGUCAGGGGAAGGCCCGGGCUGACCAGGCAGUCUAGCCAGACUGGACGGAAGGGGAGCCAGAAUGAUGCCAACCUGGGGAGGCCCUGGGGACUGCCCCGGACAGACAAGGGAAAGCCACAGCAGACGAUGGGUCCAUCUGAUCCUAACGCCACCCUGGGGGAGAUCAUCUUCAGCUCACUGUUGGCUAUCGACCUGACCCUGUCCAAGUGUAUAAGUGUUGUUGCGAAUCGCUCGGACAGUAACCUGCGGCACAUCCUGAUCUUCCUGGAGUUCUCGUGUCACGGGGUGCCGUGGAUCGCCGGUACUCUCUUCAUGCUGUACAAAAGCACAACCAUCCUGCAGGUCCAGAAACUGGUCAACCUCUUCGCAGCUCUGAUUCUCGACCUUUUCAUCGUGGGAACCAUGAAGGCGAUGGUGAAACGUAAGCGGCCGCCGUACAACCCCGUCGACCCGUUCGAUUCCGUCACCCUGUCCGUCGACAAGUUUUCCUUCCCGUCUGGCCACGCCACGCGGUCGGCAAUGGUGGUAUCCUUUCUCAUCGGCAAUUGGUGGAUGCCGAUGGCCAUAAAACACUUCCUCGUUCUGUGGGCGUUCGCGAUCGCCAUGUCGAGGGUCAUGUUAGGAAGACACCACGUCAGCGACGUUGUUACGGGGGUUGUGAUUGGUCUGGUGCAGUACCGAAUCGUCAGCUUCUUCUGGUUCUCCCCGUGGUUUUGCCAGAUGCUGGUGUGGCCUUUUCUUGGGACAUUAAAGAGUCCGAUUGAACUUUAACUCAUAAUCUAUGGAAAAAUAUGAGUCAAAUUUGUGAUGGUUGAAGACACCCCUCCGGAUAUGUACUUUGGUACGAUCUGUCACCAACAAAUGGUACAAUAGGUAGAUCCAUGAUUGUGGGAAGUGUUGGGAAAGGAACAAGGUAAUUGGAAGUAUAGGAAUGGUGAGCACUGUUUACAGAUCAUCAGUUAGAACACCUAAUGUUUUACACUGAUAAUGCAAACAGCUCACAAUAAACAGAAUGUUGAGUGUUGAAGACGAAAUUUACUGAAGGAGAGAGAUGAGCACAAUCAUGUUAUGAUCAUGUUAAGAGUUUUAUGACUGAAAAUAAUUGAUUAUGAAGGAGUUGAAAAUUACCAAAGACACCUGUUGAAAGUCAUCUCUGAUUUAUUUGUAGUGCAACCCCCAACUACUUUAGUGAUCACAAUUUUUUAAUGAAAAUGAAGAUUACUGCCCAUAUGAAGCUACCACUUCCAGGUAUGGAAUUAUUUUGAUGGCUGAAAUGUGGGUUUGUGUAUCUGUUUGACCAGAC